This is a messenger RNA of Rhododendron vialii, 1469 nucleotides long. RefSeq names its product GEM-like protein 1. The record is from RefSeq and is a predicted model, not a curated record. Bases 306 to 1160 code for a protein of 284 amino acids. Lineage: Eukaryota; Viridiplantae; Streptophyta; Magnoliopsida; Ericales; Ericaceae. The transcript has 4 exons.
GUUCGAACACGUAAUGGUUGCGGAUCAGGCAAAACGCGUCGUCGACGAAUAAAGAGAUUUGGUUUGUUUCGACUCCACAUUUCUUUUCUUAAUUGCUAAGGACGAAUUAAUUAACCCCCGAAACUGUUACAUACGGAGUAUGAAUUCAAAAUUUUGAAGAAUCCCAAUCCCAAUCCUCCACAGCAAUCAAAUCAGAACCUUCUAGAUCUCACAUCACCCCCGCCUCUCUCUCUCUCUCUCUCUCAUAUUCGAUUCCAAACUCUCUCUCUCUCUCUCUCUCUCUCAUAUUCCAAAGCUCAAUCACCAUGAACCAGAAUAAAGCCCCAGCCGAUCAACCAAACUAUCCACCGCCACAAUCCGACCACCACCACUCCGACUACGCCCCCUACCCGAAGCUCGACCCCAACGACGUCGCUCCCCCCGCCGAGAACUGGACCUCCGUCCCGGUUGACUCCCAACCCCCUCCCCCUCCUCCUCAUCCGCCAGUCGCCGAACAUCCGAGGGCUUCGUCUCCUCCCCAGGGGCCCGCUCCGAUCUCCGGCGAAUCAGCCACCUCCAUGCCGCCGGAGUCCAACCCUUACGUUUCUCCCUCGCCAGCGCCGACGUCUUCCGUCAAGAAUAAGGUGGAUUCGGUGAAGGAUGUGUUGGGGAAGUGGGGGAAGAAGGCGGCCGAAGCGACGAAAAAGGCCGAGGAUCUUGCUGGGAAUAUGUGGCAGCACUUGAAAACAGGGCCCAGUUUUGCUGAUGCAGCUGUUGGAAGAAUUGCCCAGGGAACAAAAGUUCUUGCAGAAGGUGGUUAUGAGAAGGUCUUCCGACAAACAUUUGAGACUGUUCCAGAGGAGAAACUCGUGAAUCCAUAUGCAUGCUACCUAUCCACCUCUGCAGGUCCAGUUAUGGGAAUCUUAUAUUUGUCUACGGCGAAGCUAGCAUUUUGUAGCGACAAUCCUCUUUCCUACAAAGUUGGUGACGAGACUCAAUGGAGCUUCUAUAAGGUGGUUAUCCCGUUACAUCAGCUUAAAGCAGUUAAUCCUUCGACAAGCAAAGUCAACCCUUCUGAGAAAUACAUUCAGAUCAUCUCUGUUGACAAUCACGAGUUCUGGUUCUUGGGCUUUGUAAACUACGACAGUGCUGUCAAAAAACUCAAAAGCGUGCUGGAGUAACACAGCUCAUGAUCUAUUUGGAGCAUAUUUCCCUCCCUGUGACAGAAGGUACAUCACUUUAAGAUCGCCGUUGAUGUAGAUAGAAUAUUGGUGAGGAAAUUUGACGUCUGGGAGAGUAAUUUUUAAAUUGUAUGAUGCUCUUGUAUGUGUUUGUACUCUUAUGUCAUAUUUGUGAGAACUUUUGGGGACAUGGCAUGUUUGAUAUAAUUUUUUUGGUUGAUUUGUACUUUCACAUUCGAAUUUAGAUGGCAUGAUGUAAUUUCAUUAUAUUUUGGUUUGAGGAGUUAUAUUUUGGUUUGAGGACCAAAA